Messenger RNA from Pundamilia nyererei, 1152 nucleotides. RefSeq names its product aquaporin-4. Gene Ontology annotation, biological process: transmembrane transport; water transport. Gene Ontology annotation, molecular function: water channel activity. Gene Ontology annotation, cellular component: plasma membrane; basolateral plasma membrane. The transcript is spliced from 5 exons. NCBI's taxonomy places the organism in Eukaryota, Metazoa, Chordata, Actinopteri, Cichliformes, Cichlidae. Bases 209 to 1135 code for a protein of 308 amino acids. The record is from RefSeq and is a predicted model, not a curated record.
GAUGCAAUCCCAGGGCACAAUGAGUGGAUCAUGCUCAUCUGACAGACCUGCUUUCUCCAACAACCCUGCGCACGCACGACCUGCUGCUCCUCUGUAAGUACUGCAGGUCACAGCAAUUACAACUUGUACAGUAGAUAAAAUGAAGAGUCAAGUGUCUCUGCUGGUUGAAAAGAUCAUCAGGACGCAUGAAUGAAAUAUAUUUCACGUUAUGGGGACAAGGAGAGAGAGAAUACAUUAUUGCUUUCGGAGGUUGCUGUCCUGGUGUAACUGUCAGAACAUAAUGGUGGCAUUUAAAGGGAUCUGGACCAAGGACUUCUGGAGGGCUGUGUCUGGAGAAUACCUAGCCACACUCAUCUUUGUCCUUCUUGGCCUGGGCUCCACCAUCAACUGGGCUGCAGGGAAGGAGAAGCCUCCGCCAGCUGACCUAGUCCUUAUCUCCCUGUGCUUUGGCCUUACUAUUGCCACUAUGGUGCAAUGCUUUGGCCACAUCAGUGGUGGACACAUUAACCCUGCAGUCACUGCAGCUAUGGUUGUAACUAGAAAACUGAGCCUGGCAAAGGCUGUGUUCUAUGUGGCAGCUCAGUGCCUGGGAGCUAUUACAGGAGCUGGGAUUCUCUACUUAGUCACACCUACUGCUGCCAGAGGGUCCUUUGGUGUGACCACAGUGAAUCCCACCAUAUCCGUGGGACACGGCUUUCUUGUGGAGCUCCUGAUCACAUUUGAACUGGUUUUUACCGUCUUCGCCACCUGUGAUCCCAAACGCACAGACUUAGGUGGUUCUGCAAGCCUGGCUAUUGGUAUUGCUGUAGUGAUAGGGCACUUAUUUGCAAUCCCAUACACAGGAGCCAGCAUGAACCCUGCCCGUUCUUUUGGUCCUGCAAUGGUCACACUUAACUUCGAGAACCAUUGGGUCUACUGGGUGGGACCUAUUAUCGGAGGUAUCUUGGCUGCUGGUUUGUAUGAGUACCUGUACUGCCCCGACCCUGAGAUAAAGAAGAGGAUGAAACAAGUCUUCAAGAAGGACCCAACGGGGAAAUACAGGGAAGUGGAGGCAGGGGACAUUGCCGUCAAGCCCGGCUCCAUCCAUAACAUCAACGUGGAGAAAGCUGAUGUUAUGUUAACAGGAGAAGUAUGACUAUCACGUGCACUGGA